Messenger RNA from Homo sapiens (human), 1479 nucleotides. RefSeq names its product phosphatidylinositol glycan anchor biosynthesis class C (gene PIGC). Bases 314 to 1207 code for a protein of 297 amino acids. Gene Ontology annotation, cellular component: endoplasmic reticulum membrane; membrane. Gene Ontology annotation, biological process: GPI anchor biosynthetic process. The transcript is spliced from 2 exons. The record is from RefSeq and is marked reviewed. NCBI's taxonomy places the organism in Eukaryota, Metazoa, Chordata, Mammalia, Primates, Hominidae.
ACAGUCGCAGCCCCGGCGCCCCGAAGCGGGAAAAAGGCUGGGUGCCGCCGUCCCCCAGCUGCGCAACCCUAGGAACUCUCGGGUUCACAGUCUCUCUUUUUCUAGGAACUUGGCUGUGUUGUCCUGCCUCAGAGACAAAUUCAUCUAUUGUAGGCCUAGCCCCUGCCUUUGAAAACAAGGAAAGGUUGGUAGAACAUCAACACAGCAUGGAAUUUCCAGGGAGGUCUCAUUUCAAAACUUCAUAAAGAACAAGAACCACCUGGACUUCUGUGAGGGCGAUGAUUAAACUGGCCUGAGUUUGAAUGAAAGGAUAAUGUAUGCUCAACCUGUGACUAACACCAAGGAGGUCAAGUGGCAGAAGGUCUUGUAUGAGCGACAGCCCUUUCCUGAUAACUAUGUGGACCGGCGAUUCCUGGAAGAGCUCCGGAAAAACAUCCAUGCUCGGAAAUACCAAUAUUGGGCUGUGGUAUUUGAGUCCAGUGUGGUGAUCCAGCAGCUGUGCAGUGUUUGUGUUUUUGUGGUUAUCUGGUGGUAUAUGGAUGAGGGUCUUCUGGCCCCCCAUUGGCUUUUAGGGACUGGUCUGGCUUCUUCACUGAUUGGGUAUGUUUUGUUUGAUCUCAUUGAUGGAGGUGAAGGGCGGAAGAAGAGUGGGCAGACCCGGUGGGCUGACCUGAAGAGUGCCCUAGUCUUCAUUACUUUCACUUAUGGGUUUUCACCAGUGCUGAAGACCCUUACAGAGUCUGUCAGCACUGACACCAUCUAUGCCAUGUCAGUCUUCAUGCUGUUAGGCCAUCUCAUCUUUUUUGACUAUGGUGCCAAUGCUGCCAUUGUAUCCAGCACACUAUCCUUGAACAUGGCCAUCUUUGCUUCUGUAUGCUUGGCAUCACGUCUUCCCCGGUCCCUGCAUGCCUUCAUCAUGGUGACAUUUGCCAUUCAGAUUUUUGCCCUGUGGCCCAUGUUGCAGAAGAAACUAAAGGCAUGUACUCCCCGGAGCUAUGUGGGGGUCACACUGCUUUUUGCAUUUUCAGCCGUGGGAGGCCUACUGUCCAUUAGUGCUGUGGGAGCCGUACUCUUUGCCCUUCUGCUGAUGUCUAUCUCAUGUCUGUGUCCAUUCUACCUCAUUCGCUUGCAGCUUUUUAAAGAAAACAUUCAUGGGCCUUGGGAUGAAGCUGAAAUCAAGGAAGACUUGUCCAGGUUCCUCAGUUAAAUUAGGACAUCCAUUACAUUAUUAAAGCAAGCUGAUAGAUUAGCCUCCUAACUAGUAUAGAACUUAAAGACAGAGUUCCAUUCUGGAAGCAGCAUGUCAUUGUGGUAAGAGAAUAGAGAUCAAAACCAAAAAAAAUGAACCAAAGGCUUGGGUGGUGAGGGUGCUUAUCCUUUCUGUUAUUUUGUAGAUGAAAAAACUUUCUGGGGACCUCUUGAAUUACAUGCUGUAACAUAUGAAGUGAUGUGGUUUCUAUUAAAAAAAUAACACAUCCA